Molecule: messenger RNA, 1845 nt
Organism: Bombus pascuorum
Lineage: Eukaryota; Metazoa; Arthropoda; Insecta; Hymenoptera; Apidae
Gene: Aps
Product: diphosphoinositol polyphosphate phosphohydrolase 1
Exons: 3
Coding region: 376-927 (183 amino acids)
Biological process (GO): diadenosine pentaphosphate catabolic process; diphosphoinositol polyphosphate metabolic process; adenosine 5'-(hexahydrogen pentaphosphate) catabolic process
Cellular component (GO): cytoplasm; nucleus
Molecular function (GO): endopolyphosphatase activity; bis(5'-adenosyl)-hexaphosphatase activity; diphosphoinositol-polyphosphate diphosphatase activity
Source: RefSeq, a predicted model, not a curated record
UCUCAUUUCCUCUGAUCUGUCAUAUGCCUAUGACACUAUGACUAUGAUCAUGUACUACACUGUAAACGUAGUCUAGAUGGAGUUACUUGUGUAGUGAAUACAGUAAGUUUUGAGGUUAUAGCAAGUUUCAGUAAGGACAACAUUGCUAGUGUUAUCGUAAUAUAGCAUUAUUUAGGUAAAGAAUCGUCCUCUUAUUCGGACGUAAAACAGACUUCUUAAAUAAAUUAUGUGAGCAAUUAGAGCUCGCUUAUUAAUUCUAUGUCGAUGAUAUGUCGGCUUCAAACAACGUUAAAACAAUGCAAGUGUACAGAUUGGCCUACCUGGCCGUCUGACAAAUAUGAAUUUAUGGCAUAAUUUCAUCUUUAAUAAUCGAUCAUGGUCAAGGAAAAACCAAACUCAAUUCGUAUUUACGAUUCAGAAGGUUAUAGACGUAGAGCUGCAUGUAUCUGCGUCAAAAACGAUCUGGAAGAUGAGGUACUCUUGGUUACAUCCAGUCGAAGACCUGAUAGUUGGAUAGUACCUGGUGGGGGUGUUGAACCAGAAGAAGAACCUGCAGUAACAGCAUUAAGAGAAGUUCGAGAAGAGGCUGGUGUUUUAGGACAAUUAGGCAGAUGUCUUGGCAUAUUCGAGAAUGUGGAACAUAAACAUAGAACACAAGUAUGGGUUAUGCAGGUAACCGAAGAGCUGCCAGAAUGGGAAGAUUCACGUGCUAUUGGUCGAAAGCGAAAGUGGUUCUCUAUACCAGAGGCCUUGCUUCAGCUUGCUCAGCACAAGCCCGUCCAGCGUUCUUAUAUACACAGCCUCCACAAUACUAAUCCUCGACAUAAUCCCAAUAUUUCACCAUCUCAUCAUUCACAUACCACUGUAACAUCUAUUCAGCUAAUGAAUAAUUCUAGUAACAAUCCUCACCUUAACAAACACAGCUAAUAUUAAAUACCAUCCAUUUGCGUGAAUAAUUGCUAUCAAGCGUUAGAUAUUUGUUGCUGCUCCUUUCCUUUCGUACAGUUACAGCAAUUACUAUAUAUAAAGUUGUAUUUUAUAUGUAAAAUGACACCAUUUGUAUAUUCUCCUUUCCUUUUCUUUUUUCAUUCUUCUCUGUUUGUUAUUUGUAGUACAAUUGCAGUGGAUCUUGUUAUUAUAACUACUAGUACUACUAUUAUACAAUUACUACCAUUAUUACUAUUACUACUACUACUAUUGUCAUUGAUACUGCUAUUCUACUAUUAAUACUACUAUUAUUACAAAUACUAUUAUUAUUAUCAUAAUAGCAAUCAUUAUUAUUAUUAUUAUUAUUAUUAUCAUUGUCUUUGCUAUUAUCGACGUUAUACUUAUUCACAUAAAUUAGUUAAUAAACUGGUCCAUAAAGGAGCAGUUUCUUCAAUUUAGUUCUCAUUUUUGUCAUAAUUUUGUGGGGAAAAUAAUGCUUAUACUUCAUAUAUAAAUAAGCACAUAAUUUUCAUACGUAAAGUGGAUGGUGUUUUAUGCAAAAGGGAAGAAAUUCCACAAUUAGAAUAUUUCUCUCAUGUUGUUUAAAUAUAUUCAAAGAAUAUUAUAAAUAUCAUAAUGAAACAUAUCUGUAUCUGAACAGUUUGUUUUGAAAAAGAGUUUUGUUGAUAUGUGAUAAGAAUAACAAUUUAAAUUUGUUUAUAUGACAAUUAUAACAUUUUACAUACUAUGGUCACUAUAUUAGUUUACAAACUGAAUUGUUUCCAGAAUUACACUAGGGAUUGUUUAGAAUAUAUGUUUAAAGAAAGUAAAAUUUUUCUCUAUAUAAAUCAUUAAAAAAGGCUAAUAUGAAAAUUAUUUGAUGUAAAACGAAAUAUAAAUACGUGGGUACAUUACAAA